AUGGUCGAACUGAAAUAUCUGGGUCUAGGAAAUAAUAAAUUUGCUAGCUUCAUAAGUAUAAACAUUAAAAAUUUGAGAAAUUUAAAGAGUCUUGACUUAGCCAACUUAGGUCUAUAUGGCAAUAUACCUAGUAGUUUCUACUCACUGACCGAAUUAGAAUAUCUGGAUCUGCAGGGGAAUGAAUUUAUCGGCAGUUUAAAUGCUGACAUCGGAAUGCUGACUAGAUUAUAUCAUCUUGACUUAAGUAACUCAAGUCUAUCUGGUGAGAUACCUUAUAAUCUGUAUUCAUUGAGCAAGUUGCAAUAUCUGAACCUAAAAAAUAACAAGUUUAAUGGUAGUUUAAGUAAUGGCAUUGGGAUACUUUUCAUUGGCGGUUUAAAUACUGACGUUGGAAUGAUGAGUAGAUUGUCUUAUCUUGACUUAAGUAACUCAAGUCUAUCUGGUUCGAUACCUGAUGGUCUAUAUUCAUUGACCAAGUUGCAAUAUCUGAACCUAAAAAAUAACAAUUUUGAUG
Schistocerca gregaria is the source of this 514-nucleotide messenger RNA. RefSeq lists its product as uncharacterized. The transcript is spliced from 2 exons. The record is from RefSeq and is a predicted model, not a curated record. Gene Ontology annotation, molecular function: protein binding. NCBI's taxonomy places the organism in Eukaryota, Metazoa, Arthropoda, Insecta, Orthoptera, Acrididae. The annotation marks the transcript as partial.